CUUAAAAUGAAUAACGUUCAGUACAUCCAUCUUCUCUAUAACUGUAAUAUUUGUAAAAUAAAUUUUGAGAAAAAAGCAAAUUUAAGGCGUCAUUACAUAGAAUAUGAAAAUAUCAAGGUACCUGACUCAAACAGUCGUCAAUAUAACAAGAAACAUGUAAAAUUCAUAUCAAAAAACCAGAGAAACAGAUUUGUAUGUUUAGAUAACACAUUCUGCUUCAAUUAAUUAACCAAACAAAUUCUUAGGAAAC
This is a messenger RNA of Cokeromyces recurvatus, 250 nucleotides long. RefSeq lists its product as uncharacterized. The record is from RefSeq and is a predicted model, not a curated record. The transcript is spliced from 3 exons. Lineage: Eukaryota; Fungi; Mucoromycota; Mucoromycetes; Mucorales; Mucoraceae. Bases 7 to 225 code for a protein of 72 amino acids.